Molecule: messenger RNA, 1097 nt
Organism: Ixodes scapularis (black-legged tick)
Lineage: Eukaryota; Metazoa; Arthropoda; Arachnida; Ixodida; Ixodidae
Product: methyltransferase-like protein 7A
Exons: 2
Coding region: 1-789 (262 amino acids)
Molecular function (GO): S-adenosylmethionine-dependent methyltransferase activity
Source: RefSeq, a predicted model, not a curated record
AUGGACCGACUCGUCAACUUGUCAGCGUACUGUUUCCUGUACGGGUUCCUGACGUUCGGACUUUUGUUCCUUGUACCGCUGAAGCUGAGCAGGAAGUUUCGCCAGGCAUGUGCGCACCUGGUCUUUCCCGCGCUCCUCCACUUGUCCCGAGACCAACUCGACGGGAUUCGUCGGCGAGUGGUCUCCCAGCUGAACGACCUCCAGUCCCACGACGACGAUCUGAAGGAGGAGGGCGCCAUCAGAGUCCUGGAGAUUGGCACUGGCUAUGGCGCAAACUUUGAGCACAUAACGCGGAAAGUGCGGUACACGAAUGUGGAACCGAGUCGCGAGUUCGACGAGGACUUCCUGUCCAACCUCGGGAAGAACCCCAAGGUGAAGCUGGAGCGCUGGAUUCGAGGCUGGGCCGAGGACAUGCCAGACGUUCCAGACAAUUCCGUCGACGUCGUGCUCGUCACAUAUCUGCUUUGCACCGUGACUGACGUGCAAAGGACGCUUGCCGAAUGCAAGAGGGUGCUGGUAAAGGGAGGCAGGCUCGUGUUUCUGGAGCACGUGGCACACCCCGAGGCGAGCUGGGGCUUCAUCCUGCAGCGGCUGCUGGAUCCGCUGUGGUCGGUCGUCUUCGGCGGCUGCUACCUCACCAGGAGAACUGGGGACGUCCUGGCCAAGGCUGGCUUCGCUCAGCUGGAACUUGCCCAUGAAUUCCUGCCAGUGCCUGCGGUGUUGAGUCCCCACGUGUAUGGCUUUGCCUCCAUAGGGCCCAGUCCGGGUCCUUUUGCUGAAGACUGCUGAAUAAUGAUGGAAUAUUGGCAGAAAAUGAAUGCGAAGUCCUGCUGAAGUAUAAGAAUGAAUGUUUUUUUGCGAGCCACAAGACGACAAAUUUUUAUUUGUAGUAUAUCUGAUGACGUUUUCCCUAGAACUUCCGAAUAUUGCCUCUAAAAUCAUGCUUUUUUAUAGUUUUAUUUUGAGAGAUUCACAAAAUCACUGUUAUUAACUUAUUUUCGUUCUUGACCAGAACAUCAAUGAAUCAUCGUGCAGCUGUCUUCGGGCCUUCAAUUUAUGUUCCAUAUUUUAAUAAACGUGAUUUUAUUUGUGCAUGA